CCUCGUCGAUCAUGAAUCCUGUGAAGCGAACAAGCAUUGCUUUUGCUUCUUCUUCUUUUCGUGAGAGAAAAAUGGGGAAGCUUUUAAACAAUGUCGGAGUGUUUGGCAUUCUAAUAGUUACGCUAGUGAUGGUGGUGGGAAUAGCGGAAGGUAGGAGGAUAGAGGAAGACAAACUGCAUCAUGGUGUAGGUGGUGGUGGUGGUGCCGGAGGUGGUUCUGGUGGAGGGUUCGGUAAGGGUGGUGGUGUUGGUGCUGGCGGAGGUGCAGGAGGUGGUGCCGGUGGAGGUUUUGGUAAAGGUGGUGGCGCUGGUGGAGGUGCUGGAGGUGGAGGUAUUGGUAAAGGUGGUGGAGUCGGUGGUGGUGUAGGAGGAGGUAAAGGUGGAGGAAUUGGAGGAGGCUCGGGUGGUGGAGUAGGUGGCGGUGCAGGAGGUGGUGCGGGUGGAGGUGGCGGAAUCGGAGGAGGCUCUGGCGGUGGUGUAGGUGGUGGUGCAGGAGGAGGUGCGGGUGGAGGUGGCGGAAUCGGAGGAGGCUCUGGUGGUGGUGUAGGUGGUGGUGCAGGAGGAGGUAAAGGUGGAGGUGGCGGAAUCGGAGGAGGCUCUGGCGGUGGUGUAGGUGGUGGUGCAGGAGGAGGUAAAGGUGGAGGUGGCGGAAUCGGAGGAGGCUCUGGCGGUGGUGUAGGUGGUGGUGCAGGAGGAGGUAAAGGUGGAGGUGGAGGAAUCGGAGGAGGCUCUGGUGGUGGAGUAGGUGGUGGUGCCGGAGGUGGUAAAGGUGGAGGUGUCGGAAUCGGAGGAGGCUCUGGCGGUGGUGUAGGUGGUGGUGCAGGAGGAGGUAAAGGUGGAGGUGGAGGAAUUGGAGGAGGCUCUGGUGGUGGAGUAGGUGGUGGUGCAGGAGGUGGUAAAGGUGGAGGCAGAGGAAUCGGAGGAGGAUUUGGCGGAGGAGCUGGAGGCGGUGGUGGUUUUGGUGGUGGCACCGGUGGAGGAGCUGGACGUGGUGGAGGCUUUGGUGGUGGUUCUGGCGGAGGAGGAGGAAUUGGGGGCGGCUUUUAAGUCCAAUGCAUCCCAAAUACCUUACUCUUCUUACGCGUAUAGCGCGCAUUUCAUAUAAUGUAAUAGAAUGGAAUCCCAUGCACUUUGUAAUCAGCAUGGCCAUGCAGUAGCUAUACGUACGUAUCAAGAGCUAACUAGUGUAGUAGAUUAAUAACCGAAUCUAUGAAAUAAAGGGAUAUAACGUUGCUAUCUA
Macadamia integrifolia is the source of this 1239-nucleotide messenger RNA. RefSeq names its product glycine-rich cell wall structural protein-like. NCBI's taxonomy places the organism in Eukaryota, Viridiplantae, Streptophyta, Magnoliopsida, Proteales, Proteaceae. The transcript has 3 exons. The record is from RefSeq and is a predicted model, not a curated record. The coding region runs from base 12 to 1046 and encodes 344 amino acids.